CCCAAACCUUUUAAGUCCUGCCGGAUACACGGUGGUGAUGAUGCUUCAUUAUACGCCGCACAACGGAGCACAGCAACCAUGUCUUCCCCCCAGGCAACAGCAUAAAGAACCAUGGCCUCCCCAGAUGCACAACCCUCUACACUACCAAUUCCACAAACUCAACAACCACUCGGCCCCUAGAGCCGCGCAAUGUCAAUAAUCCCCCGACUCCUCCCCCGCCUACGCCCACUACCAACCGCAUUCCUCCCCACAAUGUCGUCCCGCAACCUCACAACCACCCCAUCCUCCCAGGCCUGCAAGCCGUCCUCCCCCACCUCCCCUUCCUCAUCGACAAUCCCAAACACCACCAUCAAAAUCUUCCGCACCCUCCCCUCCCUCCGCCACUGGCGCCGCACCCAGCGCGACGCCCACCGCACAAUCGGGCUCGUCCCCACCAUGGGCGCCCUGCACGCCGGGCACCUCUCUUUGAUCCGGCAAGCCGCUUCCGAGACCUCGGCGGUGGUGGUCUCUAUCUACGUCAACCCCGCGCAAUUCGGCGUGCAUGAGGACUUGGCGAGUUAUCCGCAGACGUGGGAUGCUGAUUGCGCUAUGCUUCGCGACCUUGACAGGGAACUGGCGGAGGAUGGAGGCAAUCUGGGGAGUGUGGCGGCGGUAUUCGCGCCAACUGAUAAAACGAUGUAUCCCUCCGGCUUCCCCGGGCAAGAAGUCGACGCAAAGGGCAGUUUCGUGACCAUCACCCCCGCCGGCGAAAAACUCGAAGGCGUGCAACGCCCAACAUUUUUCCGCGGCGUAGCGACGGUGUGCAUGAAGCUCUUCAACAUCGUCACGCCAGAGAAGGUAUAUUUCGGACAGAAGGAUGUCCAGCAGACGGUGGUGAUUAGGAAGAUGGUGAGGGAUUUCUGUAUGGAUACCGAGGUCCGCGUUGGUGCCACGAUGAGGGAGAGCGAUGGGUUGGCGAUGAGUAGUCGGAAUGUCUACCUUGGAACCCGGCGCAGGGCGAGGGCGACGGUGUUGAGCGAGACGUUGAAAAUUGCCGAAGCGCGGUGGAAAUCGGGCUGUCGAACCAGGGACGAGAUUAUGGGACCCGCAGAGGAAUACGUCCGCAGUAUCCAAUCAGCGGAGGAGGCGAAACUGCCAGGGCAAAGAGUGAAGUUUGAGACCGGAUACCUGUCGCUAGCUGACCCAGAGAGUUUGGAGGAGCUGGAGAGGGUGGAGGGGGGGAGGGGCGCGGUGCUCAGUGGUGCGUUUAAGAUGUUGCCUGUUGAGGAGGCAGGGGAGGGGGAGGAUCUGGGGUUGAGUGGGGGGCCGGCGGUGAGGUUGAUUGAUAAUAUUAUUUUGGAGCCUGUGGAGGAGGCGUAG
Messenger RNA from Pseudogymnoascus destructans, 1359 nucleotides. It is a transcript of the gene PAN6, whose product is annotated as pantothenate synthase. The record is from RefSeq and is a predicted model, not a curated record. The transcript has a single exon. Gene Ontology annotation, biological process: pantothenate biosynthetic process. Lineage: Eukaryota; Fungi; Ascomycota; Leotiomycetes; Thelebolales; Thelebolaceae. The coding region runs from base 190 to 1359 and encodes 389 amino acids. Gene Ontology annotation, molecular function: pantoate-beta-alanine ligase activity.